Molecule: messenger RNA, 725 nt
Organism: Daucus carota subsp. sativus
Lineage: Eukaryota; Viridiplantae; Streptophyta; Magnoliopsida; Apiales; Apiaceae
Product: glycine-rich RNA-binding protein 4, mitochondrial
Exons: 4
Coding region: 37-378 (113 amino acids)
Molecular function (GO): RNA binding
Source: RefSeq, a predicted model, not a curated record
CUUCCGAUCAUGGACAAUAGUCUCGAAUAGGAAAAUAUGGUAAUUGGGGGUGUGUUUGGGGCGCGGCGGAACGGAGGGCUUCCUCGCAUCUCCUCCUUGUCUUCAUCUUUGUUUUGCAGGUUGAAGCAUUCUUCCACCAAUUUAUUCGUUGGAGGGCUUUCUUAUGACACCAAUGAGACAAUAUUGAACGAUGCAUUUGAUUGCCAUGGGGAAAUUAUUGAAGUGAAAGUCAUCUGUGAUCAUGUCAGCGGCCGGUCCCGUGGAUAUGGAUUUGUUCGGUUCACUUCUGAGGAUGCAGCCAACAAAGCUUUAGGGGAAAUGAAUAACAAGUUAUUAGAUGGCAGAAACAUUCGUGUUCACUAUGCACUCAAGAGAUGACUAAAUUGCGGGAUUACCCAGGUUCGAUUCUUUAGGCUUUGUCGCUGAUGGCUGCAAUUGCUCUUAUUUCGUAUAUGAAGCAAUAGUUAUUACUGGAAUAUUUCAAGUACUUCGAGUCGUGCCAAAAGAUAUCAGUUCCACGUUUUUCGGAGGAAUAUUUUAGGCACUUGAGUCAUGGCAUGAAGAGAUCGGUUGCAUGUCCCUCUCAAGAGGGACAAGUCUGUUUAAAGUCAGAUGACAGCUUUCUAAUUAUUUGUGUUUGUUUCUUGGCAGUACCUGUACUUGGGAUAAUUUUUAAUCUGUUUACCUGCAAAAGCAAUUAUGAAUCACAGGUGGUAGUUCAUAUA